CCGUCCUGGCCCGGCCCCGAGGGGGGAAGCCCCCCUGCGGCCGGCUCGCCGCGCCGCGGCGCGGCGGCCGCGGGCCGGCCCUCUCUGGUGCCCAUCGCCCGCAUCACGGCGGGCGCCGCGGCGGGACUCCUCCUGGCGGCCGUGUGGCGCGGGGACGGCUCCGUCGGCUUCACCGGGCCGCGGCUGCGCCAGCGGGCCGUUGCGACGGCCCUGGCCGCCGAAGUGAGGAGCUCGCCACUGCUGGCGGACCUGCUGGCGUUCGCUGCCUCGGAGUCUGACGAGGGCAAGGUCGCUGCCCGCGUGGACGGGGACUUUGGCGGCCUCGCGCCCGAGGACCCGGGACCUCACCUCGCUGCAGGCGCAGCUGGCCACGGCCCCGGAUGA
Molecule: messenger RNA, 384 nt
Organism: Prorocentrum cordatum
Lineage: Eukaryota; Dinophyceae; Prorocentrales; Prorocentraceae
Source: the annotation of a GenBank genome assembly